This is a messenger RNA of Rotaria sordida, 333 nucleotides long. Lineage: Eukaryota; Metazoa; Rotifera; Eurotatoria; Philodinida; Philodinidae. The record is from the annotation of a GenBank genome assembly.
AUGUCAACAUUUCUUCAUUUAUUUUUUAUGUAUUUAAUGGCUAUUUUUUAUAUCAUUGCUGGUAUUUCUCAUUUUUUAACACCAAAAUUUUAUCUUGCGAUUAUGCCACGUUAUAUGCCAUAUCAUCUUGAACUUGUUUAUUUAUCAGGUGCUUGGCUUACUAUAGCAUUACUUAUUGCUGUUUAUCCAGCUAAUAUUCAAAUGGUACAAGACUAUUGGUCAAAUAAUCAUCCACAAAAGUAUGCAAUAUUAGUUCGUCUUCCACUUCAAUUUGUUUUUAUAUGGUGGGCAUAUCAAUAUACAAAACCGAUUCAACAUUCUAAAUUACAUUAA